This is a messenger RNA of Ricinus communis (castor bean), 1136 nucleotides long. Its product is annotated as protein DEHYDRATION-INDUCED 19 homolog 4. The record is from RefSeq and is a predicted model, not a curated record. The transcript has 5 exons. NCBI's taxonomy places the organism in Eukaryota, Viridiplantae, Streptophyta, Magnoliopsida, Malpighiales, Euphorbiaceae. Bases 300 to 956 code for a protein of 218 amino acids.
CAAACACGUAUUCAGGAGUUUGGUAGAGAAGAGUUUGUAUCUGCUCUCUCUCUCUCUCUCAAUUUCCUCUUUCGUUUCUCUCUCCCAAAUUUAUCUAUUGUGUCUUCCAUCUUUCUAACUCCUUAGGGUUUUAUUUGUCUCUUUUAAUUAUAUCAAUUUAACCAUCAUCAUCAUCAUCACCAUCGUAAUUAUAAAUCUAUAAUUUCAAUAGAAUUGCAUAAUUGCCCUCCCCUUCUUGCACAUUCGAGCAAAAAUAUUGAAAGCAUUUGUUUUGUAAAAGUUAAUUAAUCGAAAACGGAAUGGCUUCUGAUUCAUGGAGUUCUCGCCUUUCAACGACUUCUUCAAGACGUUAUCAUUCUCGAUCUGAUCUGUACGAGGAAACUGAAGUAAUAAUAGAAGAGGAUUUGAAAGCGGAGUUUCUGUGUCCGUUUUGCGCUGAGGAUUUUGACGUUGUUGGACUUUGUUGUCAUAUCGAUGAAGAGCAUCCUCUUGAAGCUAAAAAUGGGGUGUGCCCAGUUUGCGCUAAACGGGUGGGAAUGGACAUUGUUGGUCAUAUUACUAUGCAACAUGGGAACUUCUUUAAGGUGCAGCGGAGAAGGAGAUUGCGUAAGGGGAGCUCUAACUCAGCAUUCUCCCUAUUGAGAAAAGAGCUGCGAGAAGGAAGUUUACAAUCCCUUCUUGGUGGUUCUUCAUGCUUUGUGUCUUCCUCGAAUGCAGAACCUGAUCCCUUGCUUUCAUCUUUUAUAUUUAAUCCGUCUACUCCUGAUGAACCUCUGAGCGUACAGCCUCUUUCAUCAGUUGAAGCAGUCUCAGUACAGGGGAGCACAAAUGAAGAGUCUCGAGAAAGAAAUGUCCAACAAUCACUGCUAUCAGACAAGGACCAAGAGGAGAAGUCGCGGAGGUGCAGGUUUGUCCAGGGGCUAUUGAUGUCUACUAUUCUUGACGAUGAGCUAUGAGUGUAGAGGGGGGUAAAUGUGGACUUGUUAAUAUGAUAUAGUAGGAAUGAGAGCAAAUUGAAGAGGAAAAAUGCUUUUGAUUGACAAGUGAUAAUUAGCUAGGGUCAGGUGAACUUUGUAUUAUCGCUGUAUUUAUUAUAAUUUAUGCGUAUAAUGGAAAGAUGGAAGAACUUAUUUCUA